Molecule: messenger RNA, 1875 nt
Organism: Menidia menidia (Atlantic silverside)
Lineage: Eukaryota; Metazoa; Chordata; Actinopteri; Atheriniformes; Atherinopsidae
Source: the annotation of a GenBank genome assembly
AUGGCAGCGGCGCUGAGCUGCUUCGCGGGUCCCGAGGUGCUGGAGGACGCCCAUCACGCCCGGGGUUUGGUGAACGAGCUCAAGUCGCUGUACGACUGCCGGCUGCUCGGGGACGUGACCAUCCGGGUGGAGGGCGACGAAGAGCCGCUGGGGCCCAGCGGGGGGUCGGCCGGUGGCGGGGACCGGGGCCAACUUUUCCUGUGCAGCCGCAACGUCCUGGCCGCCGCCAGCCCUUACUUCAAAAGCAUGUUCACCGGGGGCUUGAACGAGAGCGUUCAGGAGGGGGUGCUCAUCCGCGGGGUGGACUCCGAGUCCAUGUCUGUCAUUGUCGAUUACUGCUACACGGGCAGGGUGACCAUCACGGAAAACAACGUGCAGAGGCUGUACGCGGCCUCCAACAUGCUCCAGCUGGAGUACAUCCGGAAGGCUUGCUCCAGCUUCAUGACCAGGAGGCUGGAUCUCUCCAACUGCGUGGGCUUGCUGAAGUUCGCCGACACCUACGACAACCCCGAGCUGAAGGAGAGCGCCCAGGCUUUCAUAGCCCGGAACUUCGGCCAGGUGUGCGGCGGCGGGGAGCUCUGCGAGCUGGACCUGGCCCAGCUGAAGGAGCUGCUGUCCCUGGACACCCUGGACGUGGACUGCGAGGAGAAGAUCUGCUCGGCCGCCCUGCAGUGGAUCGAGAGCAACGCGCCGCUGAGCGAGGAGGACGCGCUGCAGGCGCUCAAGUGCGUGCGCUGGAACCUGUUCAGCGAGAAGGACAAGUGUUACCUGGAGGGUCUCAUGGCGAGGCCCUCCGUCGAGAAGCACCUGCCGUCCUUCUUCGACCGGUCUCCGAAGGACAGCUGCGGGGUGUCGGCGGCCCUGGACGUGCCCCGACACAGAAUAGGCGUGAGCGCCAAGGAGAUGAUCCUCUUCUUCGGCCAGCCCAACGACAACAUAAUGUGUUGUGACCCCUACUCGGAGGACCUGUAUUUCAUGGCUCCUCCUUUGGAAGAUCUCAGCAGUCAGGAUUACAAACGCUCCACCAUGGAGUCCCUCAUCGCCUGUGCCACCCCCGACAACAACCUGUACCUGGCCUCUCACCUUUCCAAACACUUCUGGCUGCACAACCCGGUUCUGAACCGCUGGCAGGAGCUGGCGGAGAGGCCACUGGGCAGGAUCCACUCCGGGAUGGGCUACCUCAACGGGCACGUGUACCUUCUGGGAGGAAGAAAUCCCGUCACCGACGACAGGUUGAAGGAGGUGGAGUGCUACAGCAUCCAGAGGAACCAGUGGACGUUUGUGGCGCCGCUGCCCCACUCUCUGGGGAAAAUGCAGGUGGUGGCGCUGAACGACCACCUGUAUGUGGUGAACAAGAGGAGAAUGCUCUGCUACGACCCCAAGAGGAACCGCUGGCGCCACUGCGGCUCCCUCCGAAGGGACAAGCUCCACAAAGCCUGCGUCUUCCAGGACCAGAUCGUCUGCGUGUGCGACAUUCCCGUGGUCAAAGCCUACAGCCCCAGCAGGGGGGAGUGGAGGCGGCUGGGGGACAUUCCCAUAGACAGCCACGCCCUCAACUACCAGGUGAUCCAGCACAACGGCAAGCUGCUCCUGCUCACGCAGACCUUACUGCAGCACAACAAGAACAGGGUCCUCAUCCACGAGUACGACCCCGCCAGGGACUCGUGGAAGAACAUCAUGGCGGUGUACGUGUCCACCCUGGGCCCCGUGUGCGUGUCCACCCGCGUGUACCCGGCGUGCCUGGGCUCGGCCCACAGCUUCUCCACGGAGGAGGACGACGACAGCGGCUCCAGCGCCGACUGGGACCUGGACGGGCUGACCGACGCAGACUCCGACUCUGGCAGCUCCAGCUCUUUCUCCGAUGAAAACUGGUAG